Molecule: messenger RNA, 4850 nt
Organism: Ictalurus furcatus (blue catfish)
Lineage: Eukaryota; Metazoa; Chordata; Actinopteri; Siluriformes; Ictaluridae
Gene: tmem169b
Product: transmembrane protein 169b
Exons: 2
Coding region: 1668-2567 (299 amino acids)
Source: RefSeq, a predicted model, not a curated record
AUCUGUUUAAUUACAUUCAACAAUAGACAUUGUCACAAAGCAGCUUGACAAAAAUCUGGACGGAGAUCCAUAAUGAGCGAACCAGAAGUAGCAGCGGCAUGGAAACACUUCCUGAGACAAUACGAGGAAGAAACCAGACUCAAAAGGAAACCCGUCCUCUUCUCUGUGCCAAUCGAUUAUAAAUCAUUACCAUUUACAGGUGUAGAAGAGUAAAUCCAAGCAGUACUGAGUGUGUCGAAGAGAUGUUCGGUCGGUGAGAGUAUAUUGUGAAUAACAGUCCUGAGAUGAGCACAGGGCAGUCUUAUGAUUCCAGCAGCAGUCCUUAGGUACAAGUCUAUAGUAUCCACGUGAGGUUAUCCGAUGAAGAAAGGGUGAGACUUGGGCGUUAACUGUUUUUGGGAAGUGCGAAUCUUUACGUUAUCCACGUGGGACCAUGUACAGCAGCACAUGGUGAGUCAUAAAUGCAGAAAGCGCCAGGCAGAAAUAGAGUAUCAGGAUGAUUCAGGCGGGUCUGGAGGGUGAUGGAGCCAAAGCAGAAGAAAUGUGUCAGGAUCAAGCAUCCGCAUACGGUGGUACAUGAAAGUGUGUGAACCCUUUAGAAUUUUCUGUAUUUCUGCAUAAAAUAUGAUCUGAUGGAUCUAGAAAAAGAUUGGGAAAAUAUUGCCAAGUCAAGAUGUGCCACGCAGAUAGACUCUUACCCAGAAAGACUGAGUGGUGUAAUAAAAUCAAAAGGUACUUCAACAAAUUAUUAGUUUAGGGGUGUGCACAUUUAUGCAACCAGGUUAUUGUAUUGUUGUUGUUUUUUUCCUAUUUUUCCGUAAAAUUUUUCUGAUUGUUUUUCCACUUAAUUUUUAUGUUAUAAUUUCACAUCGAGGGUGGAAAAUGAUCUGACACGAUUUAUCUUUAAUUUGUUUACAUUGCAAAAACUUGCCAUUUUAACUGGGGUGUAUAGACUUUUUAUAUCCACUAUAGUGUAUAACUAAACACUGGGUGUUAGGUGGGAUUCUUUCCAGUCAGUCACAGUGUACCAUGCCCAGAUACAUUCAUACCUAGGGCAAUUUAUCAAACCCAAUCCACCGCCUACUGUCAUGUUUUUGGAAAAUGGGAGGAAAUCUGAGAACCUACAGGAAAACCAGGUGAAACUCCAUGCAGACAAUUAUCUGAGCUCAGGACCAAAUUGGGGACCCUAGUGUUGAGAUGGCAAUGCAACACACUGCACCAUUGAUGAAUUGGUGUAACUUGGUUCUACUUGUAAUUUAAUUAGUUCGACCUAACAUGCUAAAUAUUUGGGUUAUAGUAAUAAAAUCAAUCUGUGCUGCAAUCUUUCAUUAUUCUCCAUUUUUUUAUUUUGUUAUUUUUAAUAUAUUUAUUUUAUUAUAUCAUUUGUUAUUUUUCUGUUAUUUCUUACAUUAUUUUCCAUUAGAUCCUUUUUUUUUUUUUUUUUUUUUUUUUUUAAACACUAAAAGUGUUUAGAUGACAAAUAUGUACAAGGUCUGUGCAUGCAUCUUUACUACACUGUGUUUUCUUUAAGAGGACUAUCCCAUGUCUUCUGUUACUUUCUUAGGAUGACCAUGCUUGAAAGUGAACAGCAAUCUGCCUGAGGCCAUUCGCAUACAUCAGCUCCUGCAGAGGUUUGUUAACACACAGCAGUGACUCGACAGUGCAGCAUGGAGCAGGUGGAGCAGUCAGGAUCAGAGAGCCCCCAGCCAUCAUCCAUACAGUCCGACACAUCUACAGCUCCAGCAGAGGAAGGAACCAGCGGAACGAGUACCCGCAGGAAGCGCAGGAAGAGGGAGCCACGGCCUGAAUCGAUCAUUGUGUACCGGUCCGACACUGAGAGGACUGACGGAGAUGAGCGAAGUGGAGAUGUGGAAGUCACAGAGAGAAACUCGGAGGAAGGGGCUAAAUUUCUCACAACCCCAACGGGGGAAGCAGGCUGGAAUCUACCCCCAGACAGCCGCUAUGUGACGUUAACCGGCACCAUCACACGCGGGAAGAAGAAAGGUCAGAUGGUGGACAUUCACGUCACACUGACAGAGAAGGAGCUCCGUGAAAUGGCCAAAUCCAAAGAGCGUCUGGAUGCUGAGUGUGAAGCAGCAGCAGGAGGAGCAAAGCGCUCGUGUGGUUUUGGCUUAGAUCAGGGUCCUCAUGUGGUGCUGUGGAGUCUCUCGUGUGCUCCUGUCAUCUUCCUGCUCUCCUUCAUCACCUCAUUUUACUACGGCACACUCACCUGGUAUAACGUGUUCCUGGUGUACAACGAGGAGCGGACGUUCUGGCACAAAAUCACAGUGUGCCCGUUUCUCAUCAUUUCCUACCCGCUGCUCAUCAUGGCUGUGUCGUUGUCUCUAGGGCUGUACUCGGCGGUAGUGCAGGUGUCUUGGGUGUUCAGUGAGUGGUGGUUCUCAGUUAGGGACCUAGAAAAAGGAUUCUGUGGCUGGGCUUGUGGGAAGCUGGGCCUGGAGGACUGCUCUCCAUACAGCAUUGUAGAAUUACUUGACUCAGACACAAUUUCAGGGAGUCUACAAGGAAGAGGUCCUGGCGAGAGUGUGCAGACUUCCUCUGUGUGAGAGGUGGACUCUGAAUUGGGUUUCUUAGAGUAAAAAUGGUUCAUGGAUUAACAUCUAUUUGCUGGUCCUGGAACAACAUUCCACUUGACCCAUCACUGCUAUUUGAUGUCAUUAGUUUGCGCUUCUGGAUUCUCCCCCACCUGAGUCCUGAAUGCACCUGUCAGUUUCCAGAUAACAAGGUUAUUGUGUAGCUUGGAAUAUCAACUCAUAAAAUGAUGCAAAAUUGUUUAGUUGUUGAAAUGUUUGAAACACUGAUUAUAUUUAGCUGCAGUCAACCUUUUAAUCCCAAAGGUGUACAAUUAGUAGUUUGUGCUUAGCUUGCAAUAAUGUUCACCAUGUUGAACUGCAAUAAUUAGGUCAGUAAAUUAGCCAAAUAAGAAUGGCAAGUAUCUAGUCUCCUCAUUUAAUAGAACAUAUGAAAUUGGUGCUGUUUCAGUAUUUUAAUAAAUGAGGGUUUUUUAUUUAUUUCAUUUAUUUAUUUGUUUUAGGUCAUUUUUAAAGGACUUUUCAAGCAUUGGAGGCCUGUUUGGGCUUAAAUACUUGAUUGCAGCUAAACAUGGCUAGUGUUACAAAUUCUUCCCUUCUGGAGACUUCCAGAUGGAAGCAACACUAUAAAGUUCAGCAGGAUAGAUAGAGAGCGGUACAAGGUUUACUAAGGUUCUCUUAAUAUUUUCAGGGCUUUCAACUGACUAAAAUCUGGAGCUUAACAAUACGUAAUAGUUUUUUUGGAGGGUUCAGCUAACGCUAGUUACAGAUGCACUUGGCCAACGCUAGUUACAGAUGCACUUGGCUAACCCUAGUUACAGAUGCACUUGGCUAACAUUGGUUAAAGAUACACUUGGUUAACGUUAGUUGUUGAUACACUUGGCUAACGUUGGUUAAAGAUACACUUGGUUAACGUUAGUUGUUGAUACACUUGGCUAACGUUGGUUACAGAUACACUUGGUUAACGUUAGUUAUUGAUACACUUGGCUAACGUUGGUUACAGAUGCACUUGGCUAACGCUAGUUACAGAUGCACUAGGCUAACGCUGGUUACAGAUGCACUUGGCCAACGCUGGUUACAAUUGCCCCCUCCUGCAACUUUUUGGUCCCACAGGAUCCCACUGAUGAUGUUAGAUGGCAGUGACUGGUUGAAAUGUUGUAUCAGAAAUAACAAUGCAAUGUUGAUCUAGUAACAUACCCUACUUGAAGAAAUAAUGGUCACUGAGUACAUCUGUGCUGGUUGAUUUGUCCUAGUUGUAUUGUUUGAGUGUGAUUACAUACAGUAUAUGGGUCUUAUUAUUGCUUGUGUAAUGUAUCCAUGUCAGUAUACACCACGUAACAAAUGAAGUAAUGAGCUUAUGUGAAAUACUUUAUUUGGGUUCAUUUGGCCUUUUCUUGUUAAAUUUUUAUUCAAGAUCCUUUGCCAUUAUUUUGUUCCACAGGCAAUUUUAAUUUUUUUCCUUUUUUAUUCAUAUAUUUAUGCUAUUUAUUUUUACUCUAUUUAUUUGAACAGAUUGUGUCUGGAUAAUUAACAGUUGGUGCCAGGAGAGCUUUUCCAAGACUACAACUGAAAAUAAAGAAAAAUAUUUAUAAUAAUAAAUUUUCAUUAAAACCUUGUGCUGUACUGCUCACCACAUUUAAAAGAAUAUUGUUCAGUAAUUUUUCUUAAUGACUGGUGAUUAAUGUAUUUUUAAAUAUUUUCAAAUUUGAUAAAAUUCUUCUCUUUUUUUUGCACAGAUUUUGUCUUUUUAAAAUAGUCUUUUUGCCUUUUUAAAAAAUAAAAUGAAUAAAACCAAGAAGGUAUGAGUUACACUAAUUAGAUACAAAAAAUUAUGGUAAUUAUUGUAAUCAGUUUUCUUGUUACAAACUGACAGUUGUGCAUGUGUUCAAAGUAUACAAUAUAAAAUGAACUCGCUUGAAAUAAAAUUCAUACCUUUGCAUAAAAUUAAAUAUGUGGCUCUACAAUGUAUUUAACUCACAUAAUGUCUGUCUUUUCCAUCCUUUUGACAAUCCCAGUCUAGGUCUGAUACUACAUGGCUCUCUUAGGGUUUUUCUAGGAACAUAAGGUCAUGCAUAACAAACAAGUCAUAUUUGCAUAUGUGCUUUCCAUUGAUUUGCUUAUGAAGACAGGGCUGUAGGGCUGUUGUUACUGAAGCUGUGUUUAUACAUGAAACUUGCCUGCACAUACAGUAUUGUGCAAAAAUCUUAGGCAUGCUAUUUUUGUUAUAGAUUUAUGGGGGGUCAUGUUGGCUUAAUAGAUAGCACUCAGCACGAGGCACAUUUGUCUUGCACCUCCACA